This is a messenger RNA of Chironomus riparius, 360 nucleotides long. NCBI's taxonomy places the organism in Eukaryota, Metazoa, Arthropoda, Insecta, Diptera, Chironomidae. The record is from the annotation of a GenBank genome assembly.
AUGUCAGCUUCACCAAAUCAACAAACAUCUCCCCCAUCUGCUACUACACAAAAUGAGGCACAUGCUGGCAGUAAAGUCGUUGUUCCUUUACCCGUAUUAACUCAUUCCGAUGAAAUUUAUUGUUACAUUUUUGUCAAAGGAUCACUUUAUGCAAGUGAUACGCAUGUUUUUGGCUUAGAAGCUCAAGAAAUUCAGGCACUUGCAAAAAGAUUUAAUUCACCAUGCAAACAAGUCGAAAACGGUGUGAUGUAUAAAAACACAGUGUGUCAAGUGAUUAACAGUUUAGCGCAAUUAGGUUAUCGUGUCGUAUCUAGCUGCGGAGAAACUGAAACAAUUUUUACAUUGCAACGUGAAGUAUAA